UAUAUAUGAAUAUAUAUUGAUAUAUAUUACUCACAUCACUGAUUAUUUAUCAGAAGUCAGUGUUUAAAUAUUCUGUAAAAACACAAACUCAACAAUGUAGAUAUGAAAUUAUGGUGUUAUUUUCUGCUUUAACAACAUGCAUAUUUUAAAGGCUUUAGGUUGUUUUAUUCUGAUCAACACUUUAAUGAUAGAGUUCUGAGCCGUUUGUUUUAUAAAUCUUUAUCUUUAUUAUAAAUAAAACGGUCACAAAAGAGGAAAUAAUCUGAUCAAAUAUAAGUAAAACUUAAAAACCAAACGUUGAUCAAUCAGUGAAGAGAUAAUCUCCAGUAGAUAAUAAUAAAUAAAAUAAAACUGAAGGACGAACUCUCAGAAGCUGAAAUGAUUCUAAACAUGAAAGACGUCGACGUCAUCGUGAGAUUUAUUUAUUUUAGAAACUACUUCCUGUUUAUUCUUCUUCUUGUGUCCGUCCCUCAGAUGUGCACCCCCAGAAACACUCCGGCCACGCCCCCUAACUUCCCGGACACCAUCACCAUGUUCUCUAAGCUGCGGGCAUCAGACUCCGGAGGCUCCGCCUCCUCUCAGGCGGCGUCUAUGGCCUGCUCCCCCCCGGCCCCCCCCUCCUUCUGGGCCUCCUCCCCCCCGGGCCACCAGCCGGCCUGGCUGCCCCCAUCCUCGCCCACGGGCCACCACAUGCACCACCACCACUUCCUCCACCACCACCACCACCACCUGCAGCAGACGCCCAUGUGGCCCCCCGGGGGCUCCCAGCCCAGCGGGGCCCCGCAGGCCCCCGUCGUGUCGGCGCUCCACGGCCAGAGAUGAGGUGGCGCAGUGAGGAGCGGGGGGGUGUUAGGGGGGAAGGGGGGUCAUGGGUGGAAUGAGAGGAAGUGGAAAAAAGACUGUUUUCCUCUCUGUGUUUUCAAGUGAAGACUCAGCAGGAGACUCUUCAUCACCGUCUUCAUCACUAGAUAUACAAGCUGAGGAAGAACGGAUGAUGAUGAUGAUGAUGAUGAGCAACAUGACUCAGUCUCUGGUCUUCAUCAUCAGCUCAAACAGACCCAGCAGAGCGAUCAAUGGUUCUCAAACUCUUCUUCUCUCGUUCAGAAACCAGCAGAUAAACAAACGGAGGGGUUGAGGGUGAGACGGCCUCAGAUGGUCAGAGGUGAUCAUAGAGUUUCAUCUUCAGCCAUGAACCUGAUCCUCGACGUCUGAGGCACAAACAUUAAAACAUUUUAAAGACUCACCUGGAUGAGAAAGUAUUCUCUCUGCUGCUCAUAAACAUUUUUUAAAUUAUUUUCCUCUGAUCCAAACAAAGAUGGCUGCGUCUGUGUUUUAAUCUGAGCGACAUCAUAGAGAGGCGUAGUCAUGACAUCACUUCCUGUCCAGCCUCUGAUCCUCUAGACGUCUAAUCUAUAAUUCAGCUCCGACUGAAACAAAGUGAAACUACAACUUCUUUAGUGAGCAGACAAAGAAACUACAGCUCCCAUGUCUGUGUCCGUUAAAGGCAGCUAGAAACAACUACUGAUGAAAUAAUAGAAACGGUAAUCAAAGAAACAAUUACUCAUUGGAAGCUUCUUUUAAAGAGUAUCAGAUGAUCAGUUUACAUUAUACACGAUAAAUGUAACAUUUAUAAAAUUAAUAUCUUUUCAUCCAACAAAAUACUUUAAUCCAGAUUUGUUGUUUAGCUUUUUAAAAAAAUGAUAUUUUGUCUGAGUGAACGAGUUCUAUUCACAAAGAAUUUACUUUAAUAAAAAGAGUCAUUUACUCCGAUGAAGCACUUCAUUCAUAUUCAGGCUUUUGUUGAAGAUUUGUUUCGGGCGAUGACUCAUAAAGUAUACGGACGGACAUUAAAAACCUCAAGAGAAGCUUUGAAUGGAAGAUAAUAACAUUCACGUCGGCUCUCUAUUUGAAUAGAUUCACAUUAUUUUAUAGUUUAUAUACAAAAGAUUAUUAUAUUGUUAUAUUUCUGACUUCCUGGAUCAAAGAUAAAUUACAUAUUUUAGUUUGUUUGCAGCCGACGGAAUAUAAUUUCAUCCAGAGGUGAAUAUAUAAAGAGUAUAAA
Molecule: messenger RNA, 2062 nt
Organism: Anarrhichthys ocellatus (wolf-eel)
Lineage: Eukaryota; Metazoa; Chordata; Actinopteri; Perciformes; Anarhichadidae
Product: UBA-like domain-containing protein 2
Source: RefSeq, a predicted model, not a curated record